Messenger RNA from Paracoccidioides brasiliensis Pb18, 1419 nucleotides. RefSeq lists its product as uncharacterized. The record is from RefSeq and is a predicted model, not a curated record. Gene Ontology annotation, molecular function: transmembrane transporter activity. The transcript is spliced from 2 exons. Gene Ontology annotation, cellular component: membrane. Bases 1 to 1419 code for a protein of 472 amino acids. Gene Ontology annotation, biological process: transmembrane transport.
AUGACCACGGAGUUGUUGAAUAUCAAAUCCCCAGCUCCAGCUGGGAGCACCGAAAGUAAUCAUACGACGCUAUCUAUAAACCAGCCUGAGGAUGUCGGUUCUUCCCCGAACGAUUCACCGCGUGAUAUGUUUGAAGACAGCUCGCCUUCGGUAACAACCAACUCCCUGCAACGGUGGAACUAUCCGAAACGCAACUUGUUUCGAUUUAUAGCGACCACUUUUAGCUUUAUCAUCUUGGGAAUUAAUGAUGCAGCCUAUGGUUUGGAAGAAUAUUAUAAGGUUUCCUACACUGUCAUAUCCUUGGUCUUUUUAUCGCCCCUAGGAGGAUAUAUAACGUCGGCCAUGCUGAGCAAUACGCUGCACAUGCGCUUCGGACAGUGCGGGCCCGCUAUCCUUGGCCCUAUCUCCCAUCUGGUGUCCUAUAUAAUAGUCUUCCUUCACCCCCCAUACCCUGUCCUGAUCAUUGCCUUCAUCAUUGCUGGUUUCGGAAACGGUCUAGCAGAUACUGCAUGGAAUGCAUGGGUAGGCGCAAUGUCCAAUGCAAAUGAGCUGCUUGGUUUGUUGCACGGUUCCUAUGGUCUGGGGGCAUUGCUAGCGCCAAUGAUGGCUACCUCUCUUAUCAUAAAAGCAAACUGGGAAUGGUACGAGUUCUACUACCUGGUUGCUGGCGGUGCCUUUUUGGAACUUGUGCUUCUAGGAGCAACCUUCUGGAAUGCAACAGGACAUCAGUACCAUGAAGAGCAUCCGCGUGCAGACAUGGUAAUCGUGAACACCGCAACAUCGGACGAAGAACACCAGCGCAGGAUGAGGGAUAUCAUCUUCACCAAAAUAUUCGGCACCAGUCGCACAGCUGAAGCUGCGAAGAAUAAAGUAACCUGGAUCUGUUCAUUUUUUCUGAUUGCCUACGUUGGAAUCGAAGUCGCUCUGGGCGGGUGGAUCGUCACAUUUAUGGUCCGCGUUCGGCAUGCGUCACAUUUCGCAUCCGGUAUGGCGUCGACGGGAUUCUGGGCCGGCCUCACGGUAGGCCGAGUGGUCCUCGGCUUUGUGACUCCGCGAUUGUUCAGGUCAGAAAAGCAUGCUGUGGCCGCGUAUCUUCUAGCUACCGUAGGCCUCGACUUGCUCUUUUGGCUUAUUCCACAGUUCGUUGUUUCCGCCGUGAUGGCUUCCUUGCUCGGGUUUUUCCUAGGACCCUUGUUCCCGGCAGCCAUUGUUGCUGCGACGAAGUUAAUUCCAAAACAUUUACAUGUGAGCGCUAUUGGAUUCGCCGCUGCGUUAGGUGCAUCUGGCGCCACUCUCUUGCCAUUUUUUGUCGGGGCCAUCGCCCAGGUUAAAGGGGUACAGGUCUUGCAACCGAUUGUGCUGGCUAUGCUUGUAGUUGAUGUGGCGAUUUGGCUAUGUCUUCCAGCCUGUCAAAAGUGA